Messenger RNA from Sungouiella intermedia, 1743 nucleotides. The record is from the annotation of a GenBank genome assembly. NCBI's taxonomy places the organism in Eukaryota, Fungi, Ascomycota, Pichiomycetes, Serinales, Metschnikowiaceae.
AUGACUCAAGAACUCAUCGAGGACAACAAACAACCUGAACUCAUGACUUACCAAUCCGACAAACUCACCAAGGGUGGCUCCAACGACUCGUUGGAUGUCGAAUUACAAGACUACCUCGCUAAGUUCUUGGAUAUCUCCAAUAACGCUAAGGAUAAUGACCACAAGGAUAAGCACAUGACCUUGAAGGAGGGUUUGAAGACCUUCCCAAGAGCUGCUAUGUGGUCCGUCAUCUUGUCGUCGGCCAUUAUUAUGGAAGGUUACGACACUAACCUUUUGAACUCGUUCUACGGUUUCCCAGAUUUCGUUAACAAGUUCGGUACUUACUUCCCAGAGAAGGGUAAGAAGGAAAUCCCUGCCAAGUGGCAGACCGCCUUGAGUAUGGCUGUCAACUGUGGUGAGAUCAUUGGUUUGUUCCUUGCUGGUAUCAUUUCUGAUAGAAUUGGCUACAGAAAGACCUUGAUCGGUUCUUUGAUUAUGGUUGCUGGUUUAAUUUUCAUUGUUUUCUUCGCUAAGAACAUCCAGAUGUUGCUUGCUGGUGAGAUCUUGUUGGGUUUGCCAUGGGGUGCUUUCCAGACUUUGACUGUUUCUUACGCUUCUGAGGUUUGUCCUACUGUUUUGAGAUUGUACUUGACCACUUAUGUCAACGUGUGUUGGGUUAUUGGUCAGUUGAUUUCCUCUUGUAUCUUGAAGGGUAUGCUUUCGUCUUCCAUGCACAAUGCCUGGAAGGUUCCUUUCGCUAUCCAGUGGGUCUGGCCUAUUCCAAUUGCCAUUGGUGUUUACUUCGCUCCAGAGUCUCCAUGGUGGUUGGUCAAAACUAACCAGUACGAUGAAGCAAAGAAAUCUAUCAUGAGAUUGUUGUCUGAGAAUGAACACUUGCCAAACAAGGAAUUGAUGGCCGACGCUAUGGUUGACAAAAUCAAGAUGACCAUUAAGGAGGAGAAGGCUUUAAGUGAGGGUAUUUCUUACAUGGACUGUUUCAAGAAGGAAAAUAUCAGAAGAACCAGAGUUGCUUGCAUGACUUGGUUGGUUCAAAACAUCACUGGUUCCGCUUUCAUGGGUUACUCCACUUACUUCUACCAACAAGCUGGUUUGUCCGUCUCUAACGCCUUCACCUUUUCUAUUGUCCAGUACGUUUUGGGUAUCCUUGGUACUUUGGGUUCUUGGUUUGCCUCUCAGAAAUUUGGUAGAUUCACCAUUUACUUCGGUGGUCUUUGUACCCAAACCGUUAUCUUGAUCAUUGUCGGUGGUCUUGGUUUCGCCUCUUCUACGGGCGCAUCUUGGGCAAUUGGUUCCCUUCUUUUGGUCUUCACCUUUGUUUACGACAUGACUGUUGGUCCAAUCUGUUACUGUUUGGUUACUGAGAUUCCAUCCAACAUCUUGAGAACCAAGACUGUUAUUCUUGCUCGUAAUGUCUACAAUGUCGCUGGUAUUGUCAUUGCCGUCAUCACUCCUUACAUGUUGAACCCAACUGCUUGGAACUGGAGAGCAAAGACUGGUCUCUUCUGGGCUGGUUUCGCUCUUGUCUCGGCCAUCUGGUGUUGGUUCGAGUUACCUGAGACCAAGGGUAGAACAUUCGCUGAGUUGGAUUUGUUGUUCGAGAACCACGUUCCAGCUAGAAAGUUCAGAACUACUGAGGUUACCGUUUUCGAUGUUGGCCAUAUGAUGGAGAAGCUUGGUGAGGAUGGUAUCAAGAACGUCGUGGAGGAGACCAAGGCUCAGGCUACUCACGUUGAAAAGGCUUAA